AUGCGCCGAGUUCUCGCGAUUGCUGGAUUGAUUCCACUCCAAGCUGCGGCGGCGCAGGAGCGUGUCUCGUCCAACGUGUUUGACCGAAUCACCAGAUACACCUCCUUUGCGGCGGCUUCGUACGCGUACGAAUGCCCGAGCCCGCCGUUCGGCUCGCACAUAAUCAAAACAUUCGACAACGAAGGCACGGACACGCAGGCGACCCUGUUCCACGACUACGACGCGGCCGAGGUCAUCAUCGCGUUUAGAGGGACGUCGACACCACAGGACCUAGACACGGACCUUGACUUUGAGCUUGUCCCGCUAUCUGUUGUGGGCGCAAACUGCCCAAACUGCAAAGUUCACCGGGGCUUCCAAACGGCGUACAACUCGAUUGCCGACCAGAUUGCGCCCGAAAUCAGAGCGGAGCUGGAGCACUCGGGGUCCCGUCUGGUGGUGACGGGGCAUUCGCUCGGAGGCGGCCUUGCGGCCCUCGCCACGGCGUCGCUGAUCGGCCAGGGCUUCAAGGUCACGGCGACGUACACCUACGGCGAGCCGAGGAACGGAGACGCCGAGUGGGCAAAGUACAUCUCCAGGGUGGCUCGCGAUGUCAACUACUUCCGCGUCACGCAUUACAAGGAUGGCGUGCCGCAGAUCCCGCCUUCGGAGCUGGGAUACGUCCACCACGGGCCCGAGUACUUCCAGAGUCGGGAUGCUAACAACACGGCGUCGACUACGUUCAAGUGCCCGUUGGAUUCUCUGGCGUGCAGUACGGGGCAGGACUUUGGACCCGACCCCAUCAAUCGCUCGCACCUGACGUACAGCAACAUGAUCAUCGGGAGCUCGCUCUUCGUCCAGGCCUGUGGCGCCGUGUUUCCGUGA
This is a messenger RNA of Ustilaginoidea virens, 861 nucleotides long. RefSeq lists its product as uncharacterized. The coding region runs from base 1 to 861 and encodes 286 amino acids. The record is from RefSeq and is a predicted model, not a curated record. Gene Ontology annotation, biological process: lipid metabolic process. The transcript is spliced from 4 exons. Lineage: Eukaryota; Fungi; Ascomycota; Sordariomycetes; Hypocreales; Clavicipitaceae.